GGGCUGCGCUCAGCCCGCUGCACCAGUAGACAGUUAGCAUUUUCUAUAAGUUUUAAUCCCUAUUUUAACAUUUUCCCAGUGAAGAGCGACAACAAUGGCCAGCGCAGUUUUAUCUGAGGUAGAGUGGGACGAAGGUUUCGCCAUCCCAGUGGCCAACGCAGAGAAUAAAGCCCUGGAGGAGAAGCUGCAGAGGAAACAGAAGGAGAAGGCGAGCAUCGAGAACAAACUGAGUGGGUACAAGGACAGGAUAAAUGCCAUGGCUGAGCAUCUGAAGAACGUCCAGCUGGAGCUCUCUCACACUCAGGCGCUGAUUAGAGCCAGAGAAAAAGAGACAGAGUCUGAGAUGCAUUUUAAAGCUCUGGCAGAGAGAGAGAUGGGCCGCCUGCGUCAGGAGAUCGCUCAGCUGGAGAACGAGCUGGGGUCACUGCGGGAGAAGAAGAACUCACAGGAGAACAACAUCUUCAAAGUCACCCAGAAGCUGGAGGAGCUGAAGAGCCGACUGAACUGGGACCAGCAGACGCUGGACGCCUGGCUGGAAGAAUCGGCACGCAAAGACGAGGACACCAUGGCCAUCAUCAAGUACGCUCAGCAGGACGAGAGCAGGAUCCGAGAACUGACUCUGAGCAUUGAGAAAUUGACUCUGGAGGCCAACCGGAAGAGGAAGGCCUUGGACAACGAGCUGACAGAGACCAUCACAGCACAGAUCGGCCUGGAUAAGACUGCAGAGACAUUCCGGCAGGCUCACAUGGAGAGGCAGGAGCUGAUCCGCCAGUGGGAGAACACCAUCGAGCAGAUGAGGAGGAGAGACCAGGAGAUGCAGCAGUGCGCUUUGAUGCUUGCUGAGGUGAACCAGAUGACCCGUGAGCGAGAGGCGCUGAUUAAGGAGAAGAAGAACUUCCUGGCCAGCGAGGUGGAGAACAAUAAAGAGUGCGAGAAGAAGAUUGCAGUUGCAGAGCGACAGGCCGCCAGGCUCCGGCAGCAGCUUCAGGAGCAGGAGAGCAACCGCAUGCGCCUGCAGGAUGAGCUGGAGACUCUGAAGGGCACAGUGGAUCGCGCUGCCACAGAUGUGGAAUCUCUGAGGUCUAACUUAACCAGCAUGAAGAAGGAGAUCAACGACAAAACCACCAAGUUGGAGGAGGCCCAGCUGCAGAACGUUGCUCUGGAGGAGAAGCUUCAGGUGGCCACAGAGGCAGCGCUCAGCGUGGAGGAGAGAGCAGAACAGAUGGAGCAGAUGCUCCGUGACCAGGAGCUACACAUCAAAGAGAUCGAUACCCAGCUGCAGCGGCAGCGUGAGCUCCUGUUCCGGAAGAGCCAGGAGCUCCAGACCCUGAGAGCGAAAGAGAAGAGCGCCACGGCGGAGCUCUCAGGCAGCCGGGCCGCUCUCUCCAACCUGGACAGUCGUCUCAGCAAACUGGACCAACACGCUCUCAAACAACAAGAGAUCAUCUACAAUCAGGACUUCCAGAUCCAGCUGCUGGAGAGGAAAAUGGCUCGUCUGAGGGGUGAGGUGAACACGGAAGAGAAGCAGGUUCUGGAAAAGAGAACCUCUGAGCUCAGCAAGGCUCUGGAGGAGAAGAAGAAGACGGCUAGCAUGCUCACCUCACAGCUCAAAAAGCUCCAGGAUGAUAUCCGCUGUCUGAGAAAAGAGACAGAGAAGACAGGAGCAGAAGAAAGAGACCUGACCACCAAGAUCGAAGAACUGCAUCUUUUCAAUGACACUUCUGACAAAGAGCUGAAGAAACUGCGACUUAAGAAACAGGACAAUAUGGUGGAAGAUAACAUCCUGAGGCUGGAGGUGAAGCGGCUACGGGACCUGCUGUACAACAAGGCGGGCGGCGUUCUCUCUCUGGAGAAGAGGCGGCUGCAGCUACAGGCGGCCAUGAAGGAGCGGCAGGAGGAGAUCCGCGUGCACAAGGAAACGCUCACCAAGCAGCUCAAAGUCACCGAUCAGGAGAGACAAGGACUCAGUGCUGAGGUGCAUGAACGACUGUCCAAAAUCGACAAGAUGAGGAAGAGAUAUGAGAUCAUGACCAUCGCAAUGGCUGCGCCAGAAGGAGAGGAAGACAAAUCACAGGCCUAUUACAUUAUAAAGGCAGCUCAAGAGAAAGAGGAGCUUCAGCGUGAGGGGGACGAGCUGGACGCCAAGAUCCGCAAAACAGAGAAGGAGAUCAAAGCCUUGGAAAACACGCUACAUGUUGUCAAUAAUCGGAACGGCACUUACCGUAAAUCCUUCAGCAAGGCCACAGAGUCCAGUCCUGAGUAUCAGGAGAAAAUGAAGUUAGAUGAACAGAAAAGAGCAGCUGAAGAGAAGUACAAACACAAGAGACGGCAGAUCAGGGAACUUCAGGAAGACAUUGGGGGCAUGAGCAGCUCGCUGAACAGCCUUCUUCAGGAGUUAGCUGCACAGAGCGAAAAAAACGGUGACGUCCAAGCAUGCAUUCUUUCUCUGAACAAGGAGCUCAAUUCCCAGCAAGAGAAACUGGGCAGGGUGACCAAACAGUGCUCCAGACUCACGAAAGAAAUUCGGUCAGCUAAGAAGACCAAGGAGGAGACCUUUGAGGAGCGGGACAUUGAGCUGAAAGAUCUGAAAGACUUGAAUAAAACUGUCAAUAAGAUGCUUUUGGAAGUCAUGGAGGAGCAUCCUGACCUCCAGGCCACGUUGCAGAUGUACUUCAUGCAGGCGAGUCUAGCCCUCCCCUCUCCUGCCUCCACCCCAUCUAGUCGGCAGAGUUCAAAGAUAAGCUCAGCACGCAGCUCCAUCUCUCUGAGAUCCUCAGGGUCAUCAGCCGGCAGCAGCCCCAGAGGCUCAGCAGUGCAGUCUCCCACAGUAAAGAUGGUGGAGCUGGGACUGGGGCUGUCCGUCUCGUCUCCUCUGAUGUCCAGCACUUCUCCUCGAGCCUCUUACAGCAGCGGCAGCAGCAGCAGCAGUAGUAGCGGCAGGAGCAGUCAGCUCAAGAGUCCAUAACUAGCAGCUCUUCCUCCAUAGGGCUAUAGCAACUGUUUCCUGACCAUAGGGCUCCAUAUUUUACAGAUAAGCCACAUUCACUGUUCUACACAUUUGAUUAUACAGUGUCAUGCAAACAACUGAAGUGGUUUAAUGUGGGCAUUGUGGGUGUUUAUGUGGGCAUUGUGGGUGUGUUUGCUUAUAAA
Messenger RNA from Colossoma macropomum (tambaqui), 3150 nucleotides. RefSeq names its product coiled-coil domain containing 39 (gene ccdc39). The record is from RefSeq and is a predicted model, not a curated record. NCBI's taxonomy places the organism in Eukaryota, Metazoa, Chordata, Actinopteri, Characiformes, Serrasalmidae. Gene Ontology annotation, biological process: cilium movement; cilium-dependent cell motility; inner dynein arm assembly. Gene Ontology annotation, cellular component: axoneme.